AGUCCCGCCGAAACAGCUCAAAUCCCAUGAGCAGCCGCAAAGAUAGGAAGCCCCCCGGGGGGAAGAAGCAAGCGGAAGAACAGCGGGAGAAUGUUCUGCAGGCCGUUGUGGGUUGAGCCUUCUCGAUUCCUGUCUGGUUGGUGGGAGUUUCUGACUCGGAAAAUCGGUUAGGUUCUCGCGGAUUCCUUUGAAAACCGAUUUAGGCCGUUUACACUGGAGACUCCUAGGGUAGGGUGUCCCUGAUAUUCUGUCCGCGGGUGGUGGCCCAAAGUUUGAUUUUUGCCUGAGUUUAUAGUGCCUUCUCCCCUUAGCAAAUACGCCUCUGAUCGAAUAUACUCUUGAAUUUCUUGCUCUUUCCGGGGUCCAAGAUGUUUUUAUAUUCGCCUCUAGCCAUGCCGAGAAGGUUGAGGAGUACAUUCGGUUUGUUUGCCCCCUAUCGUUCGUUUUCUAUCCGCCUGGCUAACUGCUGCGCAGUUCCUCAAGGUGGGCAAAGAAGUCGUCGCCUUUCAAGAAUUGUCGAAUUAUUCUGUCACCGGCCAGCGUUUCCGUUGGCGACGCCAUGCGUGAGCUCGACUCCAAGCAACUGAUUACUACGGACUUUUUGAUGGUGCAUGGGGAUUUCAUAAGCAACCUACCGCUUGGGGAUGUCCUGGAUGAUCAUCGGAAGCGUAGAACUGCGGAUAAAAAUGCAAUCAUGACCAUGGUUCUGAAGGAGGGUAGUAGUGGCCUCCGGGCAAAGUAAUCUCCCAACUCGAGCUUUUGAGGAAGAGGAAGGAUGUUGAUUUGAAGGCAGGGAUAAGGGCGAGAAAGGUGUAUUUCUGAUCGACCCUGCUACAAAUCGGUGCGUCUACUAUGACGAGAUUGCUCCAUACGGAAGAGGCGGUGCCCUUGUGCCGCGUGAACUAUUGAAAGACCAUUCCGAACUUCAGAUAAGGAAUGAUCUGAUUGAUUGCUAUCUGGAUAUCUGCUCUCCCGACGUGCCUGCUCUAUUUACGGAGAACUUUGAUUAUCAACAUAUCCGUCGGCAUUUCCUCCACGGCAUUCUGACUGACUACGAUCUCUAUGGGAAGACUGUUCACACUCACAUCAUCAAGGGCUACUACUUGGCCCGUGUGAGGAGCCUUAAAGCAUAUGACGGGGUUAAUGGGGAUCUGAUGGAGCGAUUGGCAUACCCGGUGGUCCCCGAUACUAAUUUCCUAGACGGCCAAAGCUACACCUCCACGAUGGGGAGCCGCUGCAUAGACGAGGGCGCGUUCCUGGAGCAAUCGGCUAUUAUCAGGCCAUUGACGAUUAUUGGAGCCGAUACAAGUGUUGGUGAAGGAAGCGUCGUGGGAACCAGCACCAUCGGCAGAAAUUGUGAUAUUGGAUCAGGCGUGGUUAUUGAUGGAUCCUACAUCUGGGAUGAUGUAGCCAUUGGAGAUGGGUGUAGAAUAUACGGCUCAGUCAUUGCUAAUGGAGUAAAGCUGGGAAAGGACUGCAUUGUUGAGAGGGGGGCGUUGAUAUCCUAUAACGUAAAUAUUCUGGAUGGCAUCACCAUUAAAGCAGGAAGCAGGAUCACCGCCUACAAGAGAAAAUCUGAUACGGAUUCUGAUUCUGAUGAUAAAGAGGAUAAGGACGAUUCGCUUGGCGGGCACGAGUAUGAGGAUUCGGAGUCCGAGGAUGAGGAUGAGGUUAUAAGGUCCAAGAUGGAUAGCUUGGGUAAGCUACAAUCUCGGCAGUACUGUUCACGAUUCUUUGAGCUGACCUCGAAAUUGCAGGCUUUCAGGAUGAAGAUCUUGUCAAUGAUUCAGAAUCCUCAAUAUCCACGGUUUCUGACGACGAUGAGGAUUCCGAUGACGGUAUUACCCCUGGGGAUAAGAAGCUCAGAGAGCGCUCAGAUUCAGUGGCAACAGCAACAUCGGAGGAUAAUGCCGAGGCGGAUGCAUGGCAUAAGGAAGCAGCGGUAUCGCUACUCACGGCUAUGGAAGGAGACCACCCCGUCGAAGUGGCUUCGUUGGAGCUCAAUGGUCUUAGGAUGACAGCCAAUGCAUCUUGGCACCAGGUCCGGAAAGCCGCAGUCUCUGCCCUUCAUGGCCGCAUAGAACAGGUUGUGGCCACCCAAUCGAAGGGCCUGCCAAAGGCUACCAAUGAAGUCUUUACCCGUUGGGAGCCCCUCGUGAAGCGUAUGAUCUUUGACCAGGCAGACCAAUCGGAUUUCCUGUUACUGGUACAGAAGGACUGCGUUGGAAGGAAGAAUGGGGGUAGCCUUCUCCUGAAUGUUGCGCAAAGGGUCUUUGACCUGGAUAUAGUGGAAGAGGAAGCCAUCAAUGCCUGGUGGGCGAACGAGAAGAGCUCCACCAGUGCAGGUGGAAUGGGCAAGGUUAGGCAAGCUACUGAGGUUUUCGUCAAGUGGCUUGCCGAAGCAGAGGAGGAGUCCUCAGAGGGGGAUGAGGAGGAUGAGGAUAGUGAUGAUGAAUAAGGUGGCCUCCCCUGCAUCUUGGUUUGUUUAUGUAUAGAACGAUAGAUACCGUGGUUCGUGUGCGCCCCAUCGAUUUCCCACUGGGAGUUUAAUAUGGAUCUUCCUUCCUGUAUAGUAAAAUUAUUUUUUAACUUCAAUUGAAGAAGGGAAUUCGAUGGGUUCACGUAUAUUUCUGCGUUAAUUGCCCGAUCGGGCAGCAUCGUGGCACUGAUGCAAGACCGGGUUCCGAAUUACCUGAGCAGAACUGUAAUCGCAGAAAAAGUGAACACGGAACACGGAAGACAGAAGCUGUAGAUCACACUAUAGCCCUUAACCUGGUGAGACAUUCACUCCAGAUUGAAAUGUCUAGCACUAACCUAUUUGGGGAAGUGGGAGUAAAUCUACGCUGAAUUUCUUGCUCCCAUCAUGGCCAUACUGAACAGUACAGAUUUUACGGAGUUCUGAGCACUACACCACUUUUGGAGCAGGCAGUUUUUCCUAUCACGAUUACCUAAAUAAGUUAGUGCUACACAUUUCAAUCUGGACUGAAUGUCUCACCAGGUUAAGGGAUAGUGUAUCCAUUUUCCUGUAGAGAAAAUUUGCUUUACUCUUUAGCCCGAGUUCGCUAGAUUAAUGGAUGUGACAAAUACUAUACUUUUAUUUCUCUGUAAAGCUAUGAUAUUAUAAUAUUAUUAUAACUGUAAUAGUAGUAGCAGAUAGUAUAUGAUUCCUGUAGUCCUAACUUGAAAGUGGGCUACGCAAAGCUAUUCCUAUCUGAUGUCUCCAUGCUCCUAUGGCUUCUACUGUCAGAGCAGGUAAAAACUCUUAUAACUUAUAAAAACAGGCUUCUUUAACUGAACUAAUAUAUUCAACCCAAACUGUAUUAAUUGAUAGGAGGUAUCUGCAUAUUUCAAGCUUCUCUCUUCAGUUCUUUACUAGUAUUGUUGGUUUAUAUAAACUCUCUAUACUUUAGUAGCUAUCUCAAGGCCAUAGUACAGAGGGCCUGUAUUAGAAUACUAGCAGGUACAGGAAUAAAUAGAAUCAUUUAUACAAAUACUGUGACAAUCAGGGGAUGGUUUUCAACAGUUUUAUAGCUCUAAUACAAUUUAGUUUAUCGGCUAUUCAAGUAGAUCAUUAAUUUACACCACUUCUGUUAAAGUAAGAUUUUUUUAUAAGAGGAAUAUUUAUUUAGAUACAAUGAUUGCCAGUGGGCUUGCACUGAAGCAGUAGCUAGUUUGAAUAAAAAUGUUCCUACUAGUUGUACAAACUUGAACUUGAAUCUCAGUGGUCAGGCCAGGAUAUGUCUAUAUACAUACUUACCAGUAGGCUUAUUACUCCUAUAGAUAGUAUAUUGGUAGUCUAUUUACUAGAAAUUAAGCAUAAUUAAGAAAUACUAUAGUAUUUUUGGCAUGUCGAACAGGUCCUGAAUUAAACAUUUGACAAGUAGUGGAAUCCGUGCAAGGGGUGACAGGAACGUAAUGUUGUAAAGGUAUCAGGAUUAUCAGAUGAUCCAGAUAGUGCUCCGUAUGGGGGGGUUGCUGCAGUCCUUGUGCCCUAAUAACUUUAGCGUUCGAGA
Tuber aestivum (summer truffle) is the source of this 4013-nucleotide messenger RNA. The record is from the annotation of a GenBank genome assembly. Lineage: Eukaryota; Fungi; Ascomycota; Pezizomycetes; Pezizales; Tuberaceae.